AUGGACAACAAUUCCCAUGUCCAACCGGUCCGUCGGAGACUGGAAUCCGAGCAGGCCGACCCGCCACAGUCGGAAAUUUCAAUGUCUGUGGUGACAGAUGAUACGAGGCUCUUUUCGGUGCGUCGACGGCCGACACUUUAUGCACUCAAUGAGAAUAAGAGUAUUUGGUGCUGCCCGAUAAAUGUCGAGCCCAUUCUCUUUCUCGUCACGUGCGGAUUUGGUCUCAUGGCCACCAACAACUCUCUCUUCACCUACUGGGCAAGAUGUGUUCAGAUAGCUCAAGAGCACAAAGAGCUCUCUCACAAUGCCACGUACACGUGUGCUUCGAUAGCCACGUAUAACGGAACAUUGCAAGAUGACGUGGAGAAGGAUAUAGCUAACACGAAGAUUUAUUUGCAGAUCUUCGGCACAAUCCCCACUCUAAUCGUCUCUCCACUAAUUGGAAAUUGGUCGGAUAAAAACGGAAGAAAACCACCACUUCUGUUCUCCCUAUUCGGUUUGGUCCUCAAUAACUUUCUACUUCUGUGUGCCACUCUUACCUACGAGUCCAUCAAUGUCUACUACUGGUUUUUUGUCUCUGAAGUGUUACUCGGGUUGUUUGGAGGCGGAGCUGCCACGUUUUCAACAACUCUUGCGAUUGUUACGGAUGAUUGUAGGCACAAGUUGAAACCGGGCUCCUCAACCGUUCCCUUCCGUGUCGGUUUGGCCUCCUUCAUCCAAUCGAUCGGAAUGCUCAGUGGAACUCUCAUCGUUUCAAUUCUAGCAGUUCCAGCUAUCAUCUCAGUGGAACGACACGCAUUGAGCUACACGAAAUGCGCAUUUAUACAGACUGGAUUGUCACUGAUCGCUUUGAUCUACGCGAUCUUCUUCGUCAGAGAGACACAUUUUCCGAAACGAGAAGAUUUCAGUUAUAAUCAAUUUGAUGACAACGAGGAGGGGGUUAUGGAUGAAGAGGAAUUGCCUCCGAAGCCCAGAGGAAUCCGUCAAUUGACCACGUAUCUGGAGAAUGUGUUUGGUGUUUUGACGGUUAGACGACCCGGAUGGACGCGGUUGUGUCUUUGUGUCUCGUUGGCAUUCGUUUUUAUCGAGUUUUUGUCGUUUGACCCAGCACUCCUGCUCCUCCUCGUCAAACGUCUCCCAUUCGCGUGGAACGACAAACUCUUCAGUUAUUUCACCGUGACACGUGGCUUGGUCAGCUCACUCGGAAUGGUUCUCUGCCCGAUUCUUCUUACUUUUUGUCAUUGGCUCGGCAAGGAUUCGCUGUUAAUUAUUGCAGCGUUGGCAUCCUCCGCAGCGACUUCAUUUCUCACCGCAUUUGCUACACGGACUGAGCAUAUCUUCUACACUUGCGCGUUCGGUUUGAUCAUGGGCGGUAUGCAACCAGCGUACCGUUCGUUUUUGCCGAGAAUGGUGGCGAAAGAAGAGACGGCGCGUCUUCUCACUGUGGUCUCUAUUAUCAUCUCGUUCUCACCGAUUCUCUCCUCACUGAUAUUCAAUAACAUUUUCAAUGCGACACUGACUUGGUGGCCUGGAUUCGCGUUUUUUGUUUCCGGAUGUUUCCAGUCAAGCGUUUUUAUCGGGCAGAUAAUAAUCCACAUGCUAAUGCGUCCCCAAUGGGCGCUCGACAAGCAGCUGCGUGCUCGUCGUCUCGACGAAUCCGACUCCCCACCUGACACGUCGGAUUUCCGUGUGGUGGGGGUACCCGAUGUAGAGGAGAGAAGCAUCUCGAAUACCGCAGUGGAUUCGGAUAGCGGGUCGAGGCGGGAAAUUUGA
Messenger RNA from Caenorhabditis remanei, 1773 nucleotides. RefSeq lists its product as uncharacterized. The record is from RefSeq and is a predicted model, not a curated record. Gene Ontology annotation, molecular function: transmembrane transporter activity. The transcript has 9 exons. The coding region runs from base 1 to 1773 and encodes 590 amino acids. NCBI's taxonomy places the organism in Eukaryota, Metazoa, Nematoda, Chromadorea, Rhabditida, Rhabditidae. Gene Ontology annotation, cellular component: membrane. Gene Ontology annotation, biological process: transmembrane transport.